GGUGGUCAGCGCUAAUUAGCACAUCAAACUCGAAAAUUACUUUUAAUUAGGACGUUUUCUGUUCAUAUUCCGUCUAGUAACCUGUUGAAAUUUGUCAGAAUAUGCUAAAAUAAGACCGUUUCUAAUAAUAGCGUAACUGUUGGGGGGCUAAUGAAGAAGCCCUUCUGAGAUUUUGCGCUUUUCUUACAUAGCUAAAUACAAAGUAAACACGCAAAAUAGAUUGCCGAGACUUUUUAAGCCUCAAACAAUUUGUUUGAAAUGGUGUGUCUUCUUUCAAUUGUGUCUCCUCAUAUUAAUACAUCCUGAGGAGGAGAACCACAACAACCAAAAGGCUGCUUGUUGUGUGUCCUUGUCUAAAAGUCACUGUGGGAAUUCAGCAAAUCCAGCUGAAAACCGUUCAGCAGCUUCCGCACUUCCCAGUGCCUGAACGCUGCAAGCAAUCAACAUUAAGAUCUCUCACUCCGUGUUAGUGUAAGAGCAGAUUAAAGCAAUAUCCCAAAUACUGCAGGCUGAUCUCUGCUCUGUCCCAAACCGAGCAGCAGCAGCAGUUUCGUCUUUUGGUUGGUGGCAGGAAGGGAACAUGUGGUCACGCAGCGGCCAAUGCUGAGCCCAGAGCAAGCAAUCGGCGGUGUCAGAACAGAGCCAGCAGCGCCUUUCUGUGCAGAAAGAAAUCCCUCUUAAAAAGACAAGAGCAAAAGAGAGGAAGAGGAACAGAGGGAGGGAGGGAGGAUUUGGUUACGGAGCAGAAAAAGAUGAGGAUGCAGAGGGAAGUGGAUGUUGCAGAGGAAGCUGCAGGGAGGUGAAAACAAACAUCACAACAGUCCCAGGAUGUAGGCGCUGAUUGAUCCGAGGGUGUCUGUGAACGCACCGUUACGUCUGAAGACUUGUUGUGUUUCAAGGAUAGUGAAGGUGGAAGGCUGCAACCGGAGAUGCACCCCCGUCUACUCCCACUCAUAGGAUGACAAAUUAGUGUUUACAAAGGCGAAGGAGCGAGGAAUCAAACCCGAGGAUUGCUGCUCUGUUUUCGAAACACGCUGAGCUGUCGGUGUGGAAGAAGCGAGGCUCGACACCUCUUGAUGUGCUGCCGCUAUCCUGGAUCAGAUGUUGUCCACAGCUCAGCAGAUGCUGCAGGACAGCCGCUCCAAGAUUGAGCUGAUCCGACUGCAGAUUAUCAAAGUCACCCAGGCUGGUGGAGGUGGCGGAGAAGAUGGAGGAAACCAAAAGAUCCCUGCUGAUGGAGAAACGUCUCCUGGAGUUGUCAGUACCGUGGAUGCUCGCUUGGCAGAGCUGCAGCACUACAUGCAGAGAGAAACCGAUGCGCUGGCGCUGCACAGAGACGUGGUGAAGCAGCUUCAGGCCAUCUCAGAGCUGGACCAGAACGCUCUGGCUGAGGCUCGAGUUCGGGUGCAGGAAUCCUCGCAGAAGCUUGAACUUCUCCAGUUAUCGCUGGAGAAAUGCCUGCAGGAACAGAACCACGAUUCUCCACGGCCUCCUGCGGAGGCGAUCGAUCCUCUGGAGGGAACGCCGUCGCCUGAAGACCGCAGAUCGUUGCGUCCGCUCCCAACCUCAUCGUCCAUCUUCCCCGUCCGACCUGCAUCACUAACUGGGAAACUUGAACUGAGACUGCUAGGAUGUGAGGAUUUACUGAAACCCCAGUCAGAAUCAGAGCAGGAAAAUCCUUUGGUUUCCUCUGAAAACGGUUCAGCUGUUCCUCCUAAAACUGACGGAUCGCUGACCGAGGUCAGCGCGGUGCUGCGGCUGGAUGGCCGGGUCGUGGGCCGGACGCGCUGGGCUGCAGUCGGUGACCUCAACUGGGAUCAGGUGUUCUACAUCCAGCUGGAGCGGUCUCGAGAGCUGGAGGUUUGCGUGUUCUGGCGGUUCCGGAGGACGAUGUGUGCGGUCAAGAUCCUGCGUCUGGAGGAGUUAAUGGGGAACCCAGACCACAACCAGGGCUUCAAUCUGGAGCCACAAGGCCUCCUCCACAUCCAGUUUCAGUUCAUCGACACCGUGGUGGAGCGGCAGCCUAAACUGAGACGUCAGCGAUGCAUUUUCACAAAAGAGAGAGGAAAGAAUUUCCUCCGAGCUGCUCAGAUGAACAUGAACUUUGCCACCUGGGGCCAUCUCAUGAUGAGCAUCCUCCCUCACUACAGCUCCUUCGCCACUUUCAGCUCGCAUCUCUCCACAACGUCGGAACUGAUCGGACACAGUCCUCCGAAUCCGACGGAAAAGAAGCCUGAUCCGACAUCUUCACUGCCAAGCGAAACUCCGCUAAUUAGACUGAGUGUCACUGAGGACCAUCCGCCUCCCAUCGACAUCAAGCAGCAAGAAAACAUCAUCACUAAAGAAGAGAAGACAUCAUCAGUGCCUGCACUGCAAGAAAAACUGAUUUCCAUACACCCAGCUUCCAGUCCAAACACCGGAGAAGAAUGUGAGGAUCAGCCCGUAUCUCCUCUGAAGAUGAAGGUUGAAGAUUUUAAAUAUACUUCAGUUCUGGGAAGAGGACACUUUGGAAAGGUGCUACUGGCCGAAUUCAAGAAGACAGGACGACUGUACGCCAUUAAAGCCUUGAAGAAACGAGACAUUGUGACUCGUGAUGAAGUGGACAGCCUUAUGAGCGAGAAGCGGAUCUUUGAGAUGAUCAAUGCCUCCAGACACCCCUUCCUCGUCUACCUUCACGGCUGCUUCCAGACCGCUGAUCACGUCUGUUUUGUCAUGGAGUAUCUACCCGGCGGGGACCUGAUGAUCCACAUCCACACUGACGUCUUCUCAGAAGCUCAGACCAGGUUCUACUCCGCUUGUGUCCUGCUGGGUUUAGAGUUCCUCCAUCUGAAUAAAAUCAUCUACCGAGAUCUGAAGCUGGAUAACAUACUCAUGGAUGCUGAGGGAUUUGUUAAAAUCACAGACUUUGGACUUUGUAAAGAAGGGAUGGGCCAUGGAGAUCAAACCUCGACCUUUUGUGGGACUCCAGAGUUUCUCGCCCCAGAGGUUCUGACUGACGACACCUACACCCGCGCUGUGGACUGGUGGGGGAUGGGCGUCCUAAUUUACGAGAUGCUAGUUGGAGAGUCUCCGUUUCCUGGUGAAGAUGAAGAAGAAGUCUUUGACAGCAUCGUAAAUGACGAUGUGCAGUAUCCAGCGUCUCUUCCCACUGAUGCCGUCUCCAUCAUGCAGAAGCUGCUGAAGAAGAACCCGUUGAAACGUCUCGGAGGCGGAGAGAGAGACGCAAACGAGGUCAAAGGAGAUCAAUUCUUUGAGACUAUCGACUGGGAAGCCCUGAUGGCCAGGAAGUUAACGCCGCCGUUCAUGCCAUCGAUCAAAGAGCCCACAGAUGUCAGCAACUUUGACAGCGACUUCACUCGACUCCAGCCGGUCCUGUCUCCGCCCUCCAAGCCCUUCAGCCUCUCGGCGGAGCAACAAGAGGCUUUUGCAGACUUUGACUUCUGUGCUUUGCAUGGUUGAGCAAAGUACUGGAGACUCCGGGGGAAAAUUAUUAGCGCCAAUUUCUCGGCAUUACUGCCGACAGCCGGUAGCAAACCAGUACCAAAUAUGCAUGUUGCCAAGUAUAAUCAUCAACCAGUGUUGACUUCAGUAGUAGAGUUUGCAAGAACACUGAUGUUAUUUGUUCUAGCGCUGCAUUAGCUGGUCAAUACGGAGGACGAUUAGGGCCAGUAGCAGAGGUCGCGCUAACGGAAUAUUUUCUGUAUUUGACCGGUUAUUUUUUUAAACGACGAGAAAAUUUUAAGCCUGUCAGUCAUUGACAGGUAAUAAUUCACACUCUUGACUGGUGCACAUUCGCAGACAUUAUAGACUUUACGCAAAGUGUUUAUUGCGGAGGCAACUAAAAUCAAUCAAUAAAAAAACGUAACAUCUGUCUGUUUCGGGGAAGCGAAACCAGGCAAAAAAAAUCCUUGUAAAAGCGCAAGCCCGGACCGAGCACAGGGUGAAAAAUUGUUCAAUUGAUCGGUUUGGAUCAGACCCAACUGACCAAUGAACCAGCGCAGAUUUCUCUGUAGAUGCAACCAGGAGGAAUUUGAGAGGCUGUGCGUUCAGACCGCAGCGGGUGACGUGCUGGUAAUUUACAUGAAAUUGCUUAAUUUAAUUUAUUGUAAGUUAUUGGGGCCACAGUCAGUGGUUUUUGUCACGGAGAAAAAGUUAGAUGAUUUAAUCUGCGUUAUGUGUGAUUGGAUCUGGAUUCACGGUUCAACUAGGUGAAUAUUAACUAAACCGCAUAAAAAUGCGUCUAAAUAGCUGAUGUUAAUGUGAUUAUAAAAAUGCUGUCGGUCAAAAUGAUGGGGAACAAAAAAGCCUAGCGCGACCUCUGGCUAGUAGAAAAAAAUAAUUCAAAAUCAUGAGUUUAAGGUGAAUAUUUUCAGAUUAAAGUCAAAAUUCUGAUAUUAAAGUCAGAAUUUUUAAUUUAAAACCAGAAUUCUGAGAUCUAAGUGAACAUUCUGAAAAACAAGUAAGACUUUUUUUUUUCUCCCAGUGGCCCUAAUGUUCUUCCGUAUGUUAAUAUUUCAGUGAAAUGGUGUAAAGUUAAUCCUCACUGUCAGCCCUUUACAAAGCCUCGUCUUGGACUCUGGUAACCUCUGUUCUUGAUUGUUACCAUUUAGACCUCAAUGACUGAUUAUAGAAGAUAAAUUAGGCAUAGCCCAGCUGAAAGUGCUAUUGAUCUGUUUUGACAAGCAGGACUUUCAUCUUUUAAAUCAGUUUAAAUCUCACUGGAUCACAUUUAAAGAAAUCUCCUGUCCCAGUGUUGACAGCAUCUUUGAAUGAAGCGGCUCAGUCAUUUACAGACAAGAAAAAGCUAACGAUGCGAAAACGCUCAGUGGGCGCGCAGUCAACAGCAAGCUGUCGAUGAGACCUGCUCCCACAUCACCGUCCUGCAGAUGCAGAAGAAAUCCCAGAGGUUGCAGAAAACGCCGCGGUCGAACGGGUUCUCCUCGCCGCCGUAGUUCUUCAGGUAGGAGAUCCGGUGGCGGGACAUGA
Molecule: messenger RNA, 4986 nt
Organism: Gambusia affinis (western mosquitofish)
Lineage: Eukaryota; Metazoa; Chordata; Actinopteri; Cyprinodontiformes; Poeciliidae
Product: serine/threonine-protein kinase N2-like
Exons: 22
Coding region: 1102-3459 (785 amino acids)
Biological process (GO): protein phosphorylation
Molecular function (GO): protein serine/threonine kinase activity; ATP binding
Source: RefSeq, a predicted model, not a curated record